Molecule: messenger RNA, 366 nt
Organism: Marmota flaviventris (yellow-bellied marmot)
Lineage: Eukaryota; Metazoa; Chordata; Mammalia; Rodentia; Sciuridae
Source: RefSeq, a predicted model, not a curated record
AUGGAUCAUGUCCUUCUGUCCCACAUAGAAAGGAAUCAGAAAAGUUCCUACCCUGUGAACCAAACCAGUAGCCAGGUCUACCUGCUGCCUCCACGCCCAGCCUGGAUGCAGGUUCCUGCCAUCCACCUGGUGCUGAGUGACCUGUUCAGGAUCAUCAAUAGAGAGGAUGCUAUCCCUGGCUUCUUGCCCUGGCAGGUGUCCCUGCAAGACAAAACUGGCUUCCACUUCUGCGGGGGCUCCCUCAUCAGCGAGACCUGGGUGGUCACUGCUGCCCACUGCAGAGUCAAGACAUCCGACCUGGUGGUGGCUGGAGAGUUUGACCAGGGCUCUGAUGAGGAGAACAUCCAGGUCAUCAAGAUCGCAAAG